UGGCCCAGCCAGCCCGGCCUGGACAGCUCCAGCUGCCCAAACAGAAUACGUAGGAGGAGGAGAGGGCUCGGACAUGGGGAUAAUCAGCACUGGCCCGUCUGAUCGAGAUCGGUAAUUUUUUUUUUUUUUUUUUGGGAAAAACCGAGAGGCCUUAGGAAACAAUAAAUCCGUCUCUGGCACAAAAUCUGCAAAUACAUAUAUGUAUAAAAUACAUCGAUGAGCUGAAUGAAGACUGCAUACAACGCCUAUAGAUGUCUGGCCAAGGACCUGGAUGCCUACGCCAUGGAGCCAGAAAUGACAAUGGACAGCAUUGGCAGUCUGCACGGUGGGCUAAGCCAUGACCAGGAUCUGAUGAGCAAUCAGAGUACGCAUCACGAUCGGAGCGCCGGGGCUUUGCGAUUACAUCAGGAUCUAGCGGCAGCCUCUUCCCGAGCUGCGAUGGUGUCGAGCAUGGCUUCUAUUUUGGAUGGGGCAGGGGAGUACCGUCCGGAUCUAUCGCUGCCGCUGCACCACGCGAUGAGCAUGCCGUGCGAAACGUCCCCGCCUGGGAUGGGAAUGAGCAGCACCUACACAACACUGACUCCACUCCAACCUCUGCCCCCGAUUUCGACCGUUUCGGAGAAAUUCCACCAUCCGCACCAUCAUCACCACCACCACCACCAGCGCCUCUCCGGGAAUGUGAGCGGGAGCUUCACUCUGAUGCGGGAUGAAAGAGGUUUACCAGCAAUGAACAGCCUCUACAGCCCCUACCAUAAGGACAUGACGGGGAUGGGUCAGAGUCUGUCCCCUCUGCCCACCAGUCCUCUCGGCAGCGGCCUUGGCUCCAUCCACAACACCCAGCCAAGUCUUCAAAACUAUAGCACGCACGGGCACGACAAAAUCCUAAGCUCCACUUUCGAUGCCCACACUGCCAUGCUGGCCAGAGGGGAUCAGCACCUCUCCCGGAGCCUUGGUAGCCCCACGGCGGGGAUGAUUCCGCAUUUGAACGGCGUGCACCACGGGGGGAAUCAGGGCCAUGCUCAAUCCCACGGGCCCCUGUUGGCCUCCGGCCGGGACCGACCACCCUCCUCCUCCUCCGGAACGCAGGGUACCAACUCGGGGCAGCUUGAAGAGAUAAAUACCAAAGAGGUGGCACAGAGGAUCACAGCGGAGUUGAAGCGCUAUAGCAUCCCGCAAGCCAUUUUUGCUCAGCGCAUCCUCUGUCGUUCACAGGGCACCCUGUCCGAUCUCUUGAGGAAUCCAAAACCGUGGAGCAAACUUAAAUCGGGAAGGGAAACCUUUAGGCGCAUGUGGAAGUGGCUGCAGGAACCCGAGUUUCAAAGGAUGUCGGCUUUACGGCUGGCAGGAGAAUUCUGUAAGCAAGACGAGACUUCAGAGCGACUUAUGUAUUCUGCAUGCAAGCGCAAAGAGCAGGACCCAAACAAAGACAGAGGCAACACACCAAAGAAAUCCCGCCUGGUUUUCACAGACCUCCAGCGACGCACCCUAGUGGCCAUCUUCAGGGAGAACAAGCGGCCGUCCAAGGAGAUGCAGAUCACCAUCUCGCAGCAGCUGGGGUUGGAGAUCAGCACUGUCAGCAAUUUUUUUAUGAAUGCCAGAAGGCGGAGCCUGGACAAGUGGGUGGAUGAGGGUAGCCCCGGGGCGGCUUCCUCCGCCUCCAGCACCUGCACCAAAGCAUGACUGGGGGACUAGGGUGAUGAGGGUGUGGCUGGGAUAGGAGUACCAAAGAGUGAUUGGCAGAUCGGGCCAGUGGGGCCAGCCCUGGAAGUGGAGUUCCGAAUUGUGAUUGGGGGAUGGAGGUUUGUGGGCGGGGUCUGUACUCCAGGAAAGGGCGCUUCCUUGAGAUGUUUAAUUUUGCUUUUUUCUAAGUAUGAGAGAGGAAAAAAGGGCUGUUUACUGGCAAGAGGAACAAAUUGCUUCAAAGUUCUUGAAUCCAUUCAUCCAGGGUCAAGAUGAACCAAAGCGAUAUACAUUCACUUUAACCCGUGAGGGACUGUGAUCCACUGAUGCCGUCAGAUCUGGUUGUUAUGUUUUCUUUCUGCCCGUUACUGAGUGAUUAUUAUAUCUAUUUGAAAAAAA
Molecule: messenger RNA, 2079 nt
Organism: Paramormyrops kingsleyae
Lineage: Eukaryota; Metazoa; Chordata; Actinopteri; Osteoglossiformes; Mormyridae
Product: one cut domain family member 2
Biological process (GO): regulation of transcription by RNA polymerase II
Cellular component (GO): nucleus
Molecular function (GO): DNA-binding transcription factor activity, RNA polymerase II-specific; RNA polymerase II cis-regulatory region sequence-specific DNA binding
Source: RefSeq, a predicted model, not a curated record